GUGGUGGGGAUCUGGCGUGUGAGGAGGUGGCGGCGUGGCGGCGCACCCGGCCGCUGGGGCGCUGGCUGCGGCGGCUGUGGGAGCUGGAGCCGGGCACCCGGCCCGGGGUGGAGGAGUGCCUGUCCAAGUACCUGCAUGCGGACACCUGGGGAGCCAUCCUCCGCACCAUCGCCCAGCAACUCCGCGAGCUUGAACAGGACAGCAGCAGCUGCGGCGGUACUAACGGCGGCAGUGACAGCAACGGCAGCAGCGGGAGCAACGGCAGCAGUGUCAACAACAGCCUGCUACCGCCGGAGCCCGGCAGCAGCCUGGAGCUGAUUCCGAUGGUGGGGGCGGACGCACUGGUGUUCCUGUACGGCAGCUUGGCGGUUAAGAUUUUCUUACAUGAGGAGCCCGCUCUCCGGUCGCUGAUGUGCGCCCUGGAGGCCUCCGCACCGCGUCUGCUGCUGAGCCAUGUCCACCCGAGCUGCGGUGCACCCGCGCUGGCUGCUCAGCUGCCGCGGGCCCAUGCCUGUGGGGUCGUGUCGGUGCGCUUUCGGGAGUACCAGGAGCCGCAGGAGGAGGCGGAAAAGAAGAAGAAGGCAACCCAGCUGGUGUAUGUGGUGGAGGAUCAGAUGCAGGGCACCCACAUGCUGUAUGAGCUUCUAGAGGCGCAGCCGGGCUCUCAGCAACAGCAGCGGCAACAGCAGCAGCAACAGUGCCAGCUAGCAGCGGUUGCAGAGGCGCUCGGGGAUCUGGUGGGCCGCAUGCAUGCAGCGGCGUCCGCGGCAACAUCAGUCGGCCCCAAGGAGGACGAGGAGGAAAGGGUGGGUACGGCCACGCUGGCACGUGGAUUUAGCAUUGAAGCGUGGGGGCAGCUACUGCAGACCCGAGGCGUGUGGCACGACCGCGAAGGACGCAUCUGGGUAUCGGGUCUGGGCUGCGUGAGCGACCCGGGGGGCGAGUGGCGGCAGCUGAAGGAGGAGCAACAGGAGACGGCUCCAGGGAGGGCUACUCCUGCGGCCGCCGCUGCAGCCACCACCACCCCGACCGCUGUGCCCAGCUGCAACGGCAGCAGCAGCCUCAGCGCUGCUGCAGAUGCCGUCGAGGACCCUCAGCACGCACCGCACGGCCGUCACACAUGGCUGUGCGAGGUGCCGCGCAGCAGCCGCUGGUGGCCCUUCG
Astrephomene gubernaculifera is the source of this 1164-nucleotide messenger RNA. The record is from the annotation of a GenBank genome assembly. Lineage: Eukaryota; Viridiplantae; Chlorophyta; Chlorophyceae; Chlamydomonadales; Astrephomenaceae.